UCAAGAAGAUUGUCGCGUGGUUAACUCAAGAGAUGGAAACUGUAAAAUACUACGCGAACUUCAUAGAUCCUCACUGGAUUACCGUAGUGGCGACAGGAUUGUAUACGCAUUUGCGACAGAUCUGCAUAAUCGGUCUGUGUUUCGAGGAGGAAAACAUCUUGCCUUUUGAUCCAUCAUAUGCAUCAGUACUCUUUGUGUUCUCGGUUUUAUGUCUAUUAGCAGAAUACAGACUGUGGCCCGUAACUCUUAAAGAACCACCAAUUCAGCUACUAUACAUUUAUGAAAUGUUAAUAGCUGCAUUGAGUACGAAUUUGGCGAUCCAUAUGGUAUGGAUACCAAUGAUGCAUGCAAUUUAUUGUCUAACUCAAGAAUCCAGUAAGUGGUUGACAUGGUUGAAUACUGCUAUGGGCCUGGACAGCUACUCUUGGUUAACCUUCUUCGCGGAUUACAUGGCUAGAGACUACGCAGCCACGUACAUGGCAUUUUGCAUGUCGCUAUUGUCGUUCGUGUGGAUGCUGGAUGCCACUGAAUCCCUGGACACAUUUCUGGAUACGUGGAGCAAGUAG
Temnothorax curvispinosus is the source of this 566-nucleotide messenger RNA. RefSeq lists its product as uncharacterized. Lineage: Eukaryota; Metazoa; Arthropoda; Insecta; Hymenoptera; Formicidae. Bases 33 to 566 code for a protein of 177 amino acids. The record is from RefSeq and is a predicted model, not a curated record. The transcript has 3 exons.